Messenger RNA from Lingula anatina, 1620 nucleotides. RefSeq lists its product as uncharacterized. The record is from RefSeq and is a predicted model, not a curated record. Gene Ontology annotation, biological process: extracellular matrix organization. NCBI's taxonomy places the organism in Eukaryota, Metazoa, Brachiopoda, Lingulata, Lingulida, Lingulidae. Gene Ontology annotation, molecular function: extracellular matrix structural constituent conferring tensile strength.
AUGUGUCAUAAAUGUAUAAAGGGGAACAGUCAAACUACGGACGUCAUUAUUCAGACAGAGGGAAUAUACAACACCACCAAACAGAAGAGACGCACAGAAGUGGCUCUGAAAAACGAGACAGAGCAGACAGAAAGCAGGAUGCAGCUAUACUGGCUUAAAUUUGUGAUCCUGUGUACUUUGAUACGUGGCGUAUCAGCGGCGUUGUUUCCGAGCAAUCUUACAGAAACUAGUGGACCACCGGGUACAGGGGGACCACCAGGGACAGGAGGUCCACAAGGUACAGAAGGGCCUCCAGGUACAGGGGGUUCAUCUGGAACAGGUCCACCAGGUACAGGAGGACCACCAGGGACAAGGGGGGCUUUAGGCACAAGCGGACCACCAGGUACAGAAGGACCUCCAGGAACAAGUGGACCACCAGGUACAGAAGGACCUUCAGGAACAAGUGGUCCACCAGGUACAGGAGGACCCCCCGGAACAGGAGGACCACCAGCAACAGGAGGACCACCAGGUACAGGAGGACCGCCGGCAACAGGAGGGCCACCGGCAACAGCAGGACCACCGGCAACAGCCGGGCCACCAGGAACAGGGGGGUCACCGGGAACAGACGGUCCACUGGGAACAGCAGGGCCACCAGGAACAGCCGGGACAUCAGGAACAGAGGGGCCAACAGGUACAGGUGGCCCACCAGCAACAAGUGGACCACCGGGCACAGGGGGGCCACCAGGGACAAGUGGUCCACCGGGAACAGGCGGCCCGCCGGGAACAGAGGGGCCACCGGGAACAGCAGGGCCACCAGGAACAGCAGGGCCAUCAGGAACAGGAGGUCCACCAGGUACAGGUGGCCCACCAGCAGGCAGUGGACCACCGGGCACAGGAGGGCCACCAGGGUCAAGUGGCCCACCGGGAACAGGAGGCCCACAGGCAACAGGUGGGCCACCUGGGACAGGAGGACCACCAGGGACAGGAGGACCACCAGGGACAGGAGGACCACCGGCAACUGGAGGACCACCCGGAACUGGAGGUCCACCAGGCGCAGGAGGGCCACCAGGAACAGGCGGUCCCACAGGAACCGGAGGUCCACAAGGAAUAAACACUGGUGGACCCCCAGGAACUGAAGGACCCAAAGGUUUGAAAGGUAUGGUCGGACCGCCUGGUGACAUAAAGGGCCAAAAAGGUCAGAAGGGAAUGAUGGGAAAUGUAGGGAAUUUUGGUGCCACAGGAGAAAUGGGCAUAAAAGGAAUGAAGGGGAUUAAAGGAAUGAAGGGGAUGAGUGCAAUUGGACAGAAAGGACAGAAGGGUGAUACCAUGACAAUGGUGCAAAUGCGUCCUGGAAGACAGCCGAGUCCACCGGGUACCCCUUCAAUGGUCACGAAUGGUGCUGUUACUGCUGGGAUGCAACACAUACCAGUUGACUGGCCUCAAAGAAAAUUAACAGAUGCAGAAGAUAUAAGCCCAGACCUUAAGGCAAAGCUGGAUGCGGCUAUAAAACACCAAAUCAUCCUAAGCUGCAUAAUAGGGACGGUGCUCAAUGGAACCAUUGCCAUAUACAUUGUUUACUUCCGGGCGCGACGCAGAGAGAAAGCCGCCAUUGCUAGAUUGCGACAAAAACUUUUAUAUUAG